Capsicum annuum is the source of this 2427-nucleotide messenger RNA. RefSeq lists its product as uncharacterized. The transcript is spliced from 11 exons. Bases 244 to 2163 code for a protein of 639 amino acids. Lineage: Eukaryota; Viridiplantae; Streptophyta; Magnoliopsida; Solanales; Solanaceae. The record is from RefSeq and is a predicted model, not a curated record.
AGCCGUCACUUCUAGAUGUUUCGCGCGUGAAUUUACGCCAGCACUUACGUAGCUAAACAACACCCACCGCUCACGUUAAAAUCAUUUCUGCAUAAAUUUCUAAAUUGUACCACCUACUUAUUCUUCGCACCCCUUUUUCUUUCGAUUUUCCCCAAUUUGAAAAAUUAACUUUCAUUUUACAGAAUUUUUGCCAUCAAUAAUUCUCAUAAAUCACCAAUCAUUAUCAGAAAGAUAAAAAAAUCCAUGGAGCACCAGGAGACAUGUCAAUUAUCUGUUAUAUGGAGAGGGAAGAAGUUUAGUCUGGAGAUGAAUCCAACUGCUACUCUCAAAUCACUGGGAGAUGAAUUGCUGAAUCUCACCAAUGUCAGAGAUGAUACAAUGCGCCUCAUUGUGCCUACUAAUAAAAGUUCAAGACUUUUGUAUCCAUUCUCUGAAGAGCAUUCCUACCUAAAAUUGGAAGCAGCAUCCAUUCUUGAGGGGAAGUCUAUUAGGAUGUUGGGAGUGCCCAAAGAUGAAGUUGAUGACAUUCUACAGAGUGCAAAGGCAGACCACAGGAUUUUGGGUUUUGAUGAAGAGGAAAAAAGAUCGAAACAAAGAUUAUCAAAUGGGCUUCAAAGUACACUAAAACUUCCACAAGGGCCUUAUGUCUUUUGUGAUUUUCGGACACUCUACCUUCCUGGUAUAGAGUUGAACCCUCCUGCUUCAAAAGCUUUAAAACUAAUGCACAAGCUUGCUGCUGAUCCAGGAAUUGUUGCAAUCAUGAAUAAGCAUCGCUGGUGUGUGGGUAUCAUGACAGAGAUGGCACCAGAAGGCUAUGUUGGUGUUUCUCCUGCAUGCAUUCUAGGUUUCAAUAAGAAUCACGGAGAGGAGAUAUCACUACGUCUUCGUACAGAUGACCUCAAGGGUUUCAGGAAGUACGAUAGCAUCAAGAAAACUCUCUUGCAUGAACUUGCACACAUGGUACAUUCUGAACAUGAUGAGAAAUUCUAUGCUCUACUUAAGCAGCUUACUGAAGAAGCUGCUAAGUUGGACUGGACUAAAUCAAGAGGCCAUACUUUGACUGGUCACAAUUCACAAUACUAUGAAGACGUCGAGGACAACGAUGAUCACAUUGAAAUAUCGCAUAAGCUUGGAGGACAAACUUCAGUUUUCAAUGCUCGAACAUCUUCAGUUGCUGCUGCCUACAGUCGUUUAGCACAGGCAUCCACCAGGCCCUCAGAAGCAAUUGGAAUGCAUCAGGCAUCUAAUGCUGGUGACUCGCUGCAAUCCAAUCAUGUAGAUGCUCUACUGGAAAAGCAACCGAAUGAUGUGAAAGUAGCGUCUAUGGAGAAACACAAUGGUGUAUUUGGUGCUGAUGUCUCAUCUGAUGAUCAAAGAGAAUCUGAGCCCGAUCCUGAUGAUUGUGAGACCAUCAAGCAUGAGCCUCAUAUAGUACUCGGUUCUGAUGAUCUUAAGAUGAGAAGCCUUACGCCUCCUGUGGAAGCUAAAUUAAGUGAAGAACCUGACCCGGAUGAUUGCUCUGCAGAAAGACAAAAUACAGGAAGUCCUGUUUCUUUGGAACCUGAUCCUGAUGACCACGCUAUGUGGAUCGAAAAGAAAGAAACAUCUGGUCAAGAUGUCCAUGUUUCAUUGGGGCUCCAUGUAAAUGAGGAAGAGAGAGGAUCUCUUACACGCACCAAUCAAGGGGUUUUUCCUGAAGGAGUCAAGCUGGCAGAGCCAUACACUAAUGAUAAGGAUAUAAUACCAGAUGGAGUAUCUAGUAUAGUGAUUGAUGAGCCUGAUCCAGAUGAUCAGGAAUUGCAGAGGAUACAAGAUCCUGUUGCCAUUAUUUGCAGUCGACUGCAGAAAGCAAUAGGUGUGUUGAGAUCUCAAGUUAAUCCCUUGGAGGCCUCUAGGGUGGUGCAAACUAUAUUGAAAAUUAUAAGGAAUGCAAUUGAACACCCAGAUGAAGUGAACUUCAGAAAGCUGCGGAAGGCCAAUCCUCUAAUUCAGAGGGAUGUCGUGAGUUAUCCAGCUGCAACGGAGAUCCUCUCUGUGAUUGGAUUCAGCGAGGACACUGUUGUCGAUAAUACUGGUAUAACAGAAGCUUAUUUGGUUCUCAAGAGGAAUGAUCCAGGAUUAUUGUGGCUUGCCAAGUCUUCCCUUGAAACGUCCGUUGCCUAGAGGACUUGUACCAUAUGUAAAAUUGAUGCAUUUGCUUGUGAGAACUGAAAAAGGAUGAUGACAUUCCUGAUGGUAUGUGGCAUUUGUGCAUUAUUCCUAUGUUGUAUAUCAUAUUCUGAUAGUUUCUUUUUCCUUUGUAUUUACAACCUUAUUGGAGAUUCAAACUAAGUGUGAUUUGUGGAAUCAUAUUGAAUAUUUGACGAUACAUUCCACGCUUAUUCAUUCAUAAUGCAAGUUGAGGUGGUGCUUGAGUUUGCUUGUUUA